Messenger RNA from Dendronephthya gigantea, 1287 nucleotides. RefSeq names its product decaprenyl-diphosphate synthase subunit 1-like. Bases 106 to 1266 code for a protein of 386 amino acids. NCBI's taxonomy places the organism in Eukaryota, Metazoa, Cnidaria, Anthozoa, Malacalcyonacea, Nephtheidae. Gene Ontology annotation, cellular component: transferase complex; mitochondrion. Gene Ontology annotation, molecular function: prenyltransferase activity. The transcript has 9 exons. The record is from RefSeq and is a predicted model, not a curated record. Gene Ontology annotation, biological process: ubiquinone biosynthetic process; isoprenoid biosynthetic process.
UACAGAGUGCAACACCAGUUAACAACACGAGUUUUCUGUGAUAGGGUCUGUGGUGGUGCGUGGUAGUUUUAUGGUGGUAACAAUGACAAUAUUUUAGUGGUCGAUAUGUUUAGCGGACACUUUUUGAAAUCGGCAACGUUACUGGAGAUAUAUGGGGGAAGACGUAAAAGUAUGCAGAGGAUAGGGCAUUGCUUGCAAUGUGUUAAUACUGUUCCCCGGCGAAAUAUAUCUCAUCAUAAUUAUCUGAGAUUUUCCUCCCAAACAAACUAUGAACAGCAUGCAAAACCACUUGAUCCCCAUCAAUUCAUAAAGAAUGAGUUACAAAAUGUCAAUAAUGAUAUAAUAAAAGAGUUAAACACAUCGCUUCAACCUCUUAAAACCAUUACACAUUAUUAUUUCGACAGUAAAGGUAAAAUGUUCAGACCUGCGGUAAUUCUACUUAUGGCUACUGUGUGCAACAAACAUUUAUAUGAAAACCCAGAAAGUUUGCCAUCAAAUUCUCAAAAGACAAUAGCUCGAGUAGCUGAAAUGAUCCAUACUGCUAGUCUGGUUCAUGAUGAUAUUAUUGAUUUAGCUGAAUCCAGGAGGGGGAAACCUUCAACACAUAAUAUAUGGGGGGAGAAAGAAGCAGUUUUAGCAGGAAACUAUAUAAUGUCAAGAGCAACCAUAGCAUUAGCUAAACUUGGAAAUACUGAAGUUAUUAAACUGUUGUCCAAAGUUCUGGAUGAUUUAGUAAGAGGUGAAUUUAUGCAAAUGGGAUCACGAGAAGAUCCCAAUGAACGAUUUACACAUUAUUUAGAUAAAACUUUUAAAAAAACUGCAAGUUUAUUGGCCUAUACAUGUAAAUCAGUUGCUCUACUAGCAAAUGGUUCUAAAGAAGUACAAGAUCUUGCUUUCGAAUAUGGAAGAAACCUUGGAAUGACUUUUCAGUUGGUCGACGACGUCUUAGAUUUUAAUUCUACUCAGGAGAUUCUAGGAAAGCCAGCAGCUGCAGAUCUACGUUUGGGUCUUGCAACUGGACCAGUUUUAUUUGCUAGCGAAGAGUUCCCAGAGAUAACUGCAUUCAUAAUGCGAAGAUUUAAAGGAGAACAUGAUGUGGAAGAAACAUAUGAAUUAGUAAGACAGAGCACUGGUAUAGAAAGAACAAUGUGUUUAGCAAGACAGCACAGUCGGGAAGCGAUACGGACACUCACAAAACUUCGACAAACUCCAGAAAGAGAUGCUUUAGUAGAACUUACUGAAAACCUUUUGAAACGUACACACUGAUUGGAAAGUGGGCAAAUAUUG